AUGAAUAAUCUACUGUUGAAAAUCCUGGAUGAGAACAACAAGUUAGUUGGCCGUAGUGAUAUCAAUGAUUGGCAGAGGAAAUUGACAAUAAUAUUAAAUUCAAAAAACGCAACCUACGUUUUAGAAACGCACCUGCCUGAACCUCCUUCUUCUGAUGCUCCAUUUGAUGAGCAUAACGAAUAUAAAAAAUGGAAGGAAGAUGAACUUAGAGCUUGCUCUUAUAUGAUGGCAUCGAUGAGUGACGAACUCCAGAGAAAGUGUGAAAAGAUGGAAAGUGCUAAUGAAAUUCACCUCACGUUACAAGAGUUGUACCGUGAGAAUUCGAGGAUAAGACAAUAUGAAUUGAGUUCAACUUUAUUCGGAAUGAAGUUGAAAGAGGGUGUAUCACCAGAAGAACAUGAUCUACAGAAUAGUUCUGCUCUAGGAAAAGAUCAAGUCAUGUUAAGAAUGACGAAUGGAGCAAAUGUUGUUGCCGAAGCCAUGGGAACAUGCAGUUUGAUGCUUCCAUCAUGA
Pistacia vera is the source of this 513-nucleotide messenger RNA. RefSeq lists its product as uncharacterized. The record is from RefSeq and is a predicted model, not a curated record. The transcript has 2 exons. The coding region runs from base 1 to 513 and encodes 170 amino acids. NCBI's taxonomy places the organism in Eukaryota, Viridiplantae, Streptophyta, Magnoliopsida, Sapindales, Anacardiaceae.